Alternaria hordeiaustralica is the source of this 1656-nucleotide messenger RNA. RefSeq lists its product as uncharacterized. Lineage: Eukaryota; Fungi; Ascomycota; Dothideomycetes; Pleosporales; Pleosporaceae. The coding region runs from base 1 to 1656 and encodes 551 amino acids. The record is from RefSeq and is a predicted model, not a curated record. The transcript is spliced from 2 exons.
AUGCCGUCCCUACCGCCCCAGGAACCAGGUCGCUACCUCGCAGACAAUCCCAAUCUUACUGGCUUCCUAAGCGACUCUUUCUUCGACUCACCACCGGAGAGUGCUUUCUACAUCUCAAACAUCACUGAGUGGAGGAAGGAAAUCCCAGCCCCGGUCGUUUCCGCACCGGACUUUCCUUUCUCUUCAGACUUCCAGGACAUGCACACAGCAGAAUUCUUUGAAAUCAAGGAUACUGCUUCGGAGUGCAGCAUGGACAGCGCAUACCAGAGCCAGAGCGGCGCCAGCCGGCGCGGAGCCCAGAAGCCGGAGCUACACCACCAGGAUAGCCGGAUCAGCAGCCAGUUUGUUGGCAGCGACAUCUACUCGCCGACAAUGAGCUCGGAGAACUACAGCACAUUCCCGGAGACCCUGGACAUGAGCCACAUGCAACCAGCCACAUCCGGAUCAUGGAAUGCCACAGAGGGACCCCUCACAUAUGCUAAUUACUCUACAGCUCAGGACUACACACACUACUCGCCAGCGAACAUGCCUCGCUUCGCACCUUCCACCAUCGCCGACUCACCACAGUGGGCUACAUCCGAGACCACCUUCCAGAACAACCCCUUCACCUUCACAUCAUGGCCGACAAACGACACCAUGUUCAACUCGCCUCAGCGGUGGCACAGCGCCUCCUACGAUGCCUCAGAGCGUCCCGCCACCCUACGCAACUCAUCGUCAUACUCUCUCCAAGAGGAGUCACGGCGAGCUUCAGCACAAGACGCUGGCUUCGGCGCUUUCGUCGGCACCCCGACCAGCACCGCCAGUGUUCACUUCCCUCAGACAGUCAACGUUCUCGAGGACACCAAGCCCGCAUCUGUCGCCCACUCAGUGGAAGACAACGAGGACAGCCUCUCCCAGUCUGAGGCAGCUGAGACCAAGCUCGAAGAAGAGCGCACCAAGGUCGCCCGCAGCCACCCUCUCUACCAGCAGACACCAGACAAGGAUGGAAAGUACCACUGCCCUGAAGAGGGCAAGGCCGGAUGCACCCACAAGCCCACCGCUUUGAAGUGCAACUACGAGUAUGUAUCAUUCUUACACAACCCAACAUGCACUGACACCUACAACAGCAAGUACGUUGACUCUCACCUCAAGCCUUUCCGCUGCAACAAGAAGACCUGCGUCGGUGUGCAGUUCUCCUCUACUGCAUGCCUCCUCCGUCACGAACGUGAGGCGCACGGUAUGCACGGUCACGGCGCGAGGCCGCACCUUUGCCACUUCCGCGACUGUGAGCGCGCUGUGCCAGGUCACGGCUUCCCUCGUCGCUACAACCUCUUCGACCAUAUGAAGAGAGUGCACCAAUACGAUGGGCCCACUACUGAGCCAUCCCCGCCUGUCCAAGGACAGGCUCCUCGCAAGUCGGCGUCUCGCAAGCGCAAGGCGUCGGCUGAGGAGACUGGUGAGAAGCGCGUCAAGGUUGUCAAGCUCACUGCCGAGCAACAACGCCAGCAGCGACGAGAGGCUCUCACCAAGGAGUUCUUGAGCAAGAAGCAGCACAUCAUUGAUGUUCUGACCAAUCUCAGUGCCCCCAACGAGCUCGGCGACGACAUCCAGUUGACGAAGGAGGUCGUUGGCCUCCACGACAUCUGCACUCAGUACCGAGAUGUCUUCGGCGGCUGA